CUGGCAGAAUCUAAUGCAGUAUCAGAAUGGAGCCCAGGAGACACAUCUGAACGCGGCAUCAAAGAACAAGACUUCCGUAAUAAUUAACUGGGUACACAUGACGUAAUGGUGCUGCCCUUCCUUGUCCCACCUACAUGUCGUCUGGUGUCCUUGUCUUGCACGCCACAGCAGAGAUGCUGUCGCUGCAUUAUGCUCAGUUUCUUCUGACAACUUCCCAAUGCGUUCACCCGCAGCAUAUUUGUGCACGUGUGAGAGAGAAAAAAUAAAAGGUCUCGUGGAAUGAUAUAGUCGAUGCUCCUUGCAUCUUCGGUGGACAUUUGCAUGAUUAGCCAUUGUGCGUGAGUGUCAACCUUCAAGGAACAAGUUCCAGAAGAGAGGUACAUGAACAAUGAUUGCGCCAAGCAAGCACAUUGACAAGACAGAGAAGCUUACGUACACGCUGCGAGCGGCACGUGUGUUCAGUGUGCGCUAUAAACAGCUCUUGUGGUAUCACGCACAUGGUGGCUCGUUCAGCCGGUAUUCCCUGUGACAGUGCUGGUGUCCGAGAGCGUCUAGUUUCAUCCGGACUCCCUCGCGUCAUUCCCCUUCCAGUACUUCGGGGGUUGCCUCCUUGCUGAACAACUAGCUUUGCCGGCCUCGUACAGUAUAGGAACGGGUUGUGUGCGCACAUUAUUUCCGUGUAUAACUCCGGAAACCAGGGCUAGAAAGUGGACUGAAGUUACAGAUGACCUGAAAUUGUAAUUGAUCUCAGCAAGCGCGUACGCUGAUGCAGUAUUGUGGAUGUGUCAAAAAAGCUUAUUUACUCCAAAUGACAGUAUUGUAGGUAUUUCCGUUCUAUUUGUAUCUCUGUACGACUGGCGGUCCUGUGCGAUUCAACACACCUGCUGUCACUAAAAUAAGUUGUGCUGUUUGCGUCUUGGCCACCUCUGUAUAACCUUUGGAAUGCACAAACCAUUCGUGCCCACUUCGAAAAAUGGAGCGGCCAUGAAGCUGAGGCUACCACGUGUUCGCUAGAAGCCGUGUGUCUUGGACGUCUAUCCCACGUGCCAGUGGACGUGUCAUCCUCAUUCGUCACUGAAGCUUUAGAAAGUUGGAGAUUACCUUUUCAAAACGUGCCACUCGGUCCCAUCGCCCAGCCACAGUGAAAGGUUCAAAGGAGACUGAGAGCGUGAGUGCACACUCUGGCGAUAGUCGUAACAGUAAUUCCUGUUCUGUCAACGCUGGCUGAAUCGCAGAAUGAAAGUGAUAAUGCUCCAGGAAGUGAACAGCAGAGUGUUUGACCUUUUGUCGCUGUAAUUCCUUAAUCUUGGCGACCCGGUCUUGUUCUAUUUCAGUGCGGACUCGCCCAAGCAAGCUUCACCUGAGUAAAUAUUUCUCUGAAAAUUAUCAUCACUAGAUACAGGCUACGAGUGUCUACCAGCAUUUGCUACUUCUAUUCACUCACAUUCCCACCGCCAGCAACUGUUGAUGUAGAACCUCUCAUAUGCCGCGGUUCUGAACGUCAGGUAGACAAACUUCGUCGCCACAGGCUGUGGAAUUCGCUGAAGCGAAGGACUCUCUUGUGUCGCCCCGAAAGCACUCAGCGAGUCCCGUAGUUCGCUGAUGUCUGCCUGAAACAUCGCGACCGAGCAGCUUGACUGGUCUCAAUGGGAAUAGCCCUGGUUGAUCGGCUGUAGUCUACGGUCGUUUUCCGGUGUCAGCGGAACGAAAAGCUAGUCUUCAUGAAGCUGCCUGCCUCUUCUGCAGAUGACAGACCGUGUGUCGAAGUCAUUGGUCCUGUAGGUAUUUAUAUUAAAAUUUCUGUGCAUGUUAUGUUGAUGUCGCUUUGUAAGGGCGAGAUUCCUGGGCCUUCUCCCGUUCGUUGACGGCUGCAUUGUUAUCAGACGACCCUACUCGUAACGUAAGAAGCCUCUUGGGUGUCCUCCACCAUUCUAAGUUCACGUGUUGUUUCUCAUGGACAAGUGGCACUGAACCGAACAGCGGAAGCGCUUCGCAACCGCGGCACGCAGGGUGCCAAAGGGUGUCGCGUCCAACGCACAAAUGGACUACGGCCAACCAGGAGACUCGAACGCGGCCGUCCUACAAAUGAUCUGUUUCCCCAGUAGAUGUGUCCGAAUUGAUGUCAAAGCUUUUUCUGCGGGUUGCGAUAUUUUCUCCCGCACACAUAAUGCCCCCUUUGCAUGCGUGCAGCGAAGUCUCACGUAAUUCCUGGCAUGCCAGUGGCCGCAUUUGUCCCCCAAGUCUCCCCGUAUUUAUAUCGGCAUGUGUAAUCUAUGUAGGCGUCCCAUCUUUUUUUGGUUUCCACGGGACGCAGGAAACUGGUUUUAAUUUUUCGAUCGCCGUUUUUUUCCGCCACCAAACAAAAGAUCAACCAUUGCCUGAGCGUCACAGUGUGUUUCAUGUUAACCGCGUUGCCGUGGUUUCAGUCGACUUAGACCAACUUGCGACGUCUCUCGUGUUUGUAUACGAAACUCAGACGUCGAAAGAGUGCUUUACUCUAUACUACCACUAUAUGAAAUGUAAAACAUAUCGAUGUCGCCCCAGCUUGACGUCUUCCGGGUGCCCAGAGUGUCUUGAUUUUCCUCAGGUCACCGGAGACCCGGCAGGACUCGCGAUGUUCGAUUGUCAGAGACAUCGACGCUGCUUGCCCAACCAGAGAAAAAAACGACUACCCCAUUAUCGAUUUCCGUUCUUCAUUUCACAUGUUGAAGCACGGAUCUCCGAUCGCACAACCGAGACGAAGUAGUCGAGUGAGAUUGCCUCGGUACAGAGCCAGGCGGUAUAAGAUGGACAGCACAAGAUCCUCCAUGUCAAAUGAGGCCGGGCUGGGACAAGCAGUGUCACAUCAGUCUACGGUCUCGUCCUCCAAGAACCCUGUCUUUGGAGGUGAGUUCUUCUGCCUUGCCAAUCCCAGUGCUACCGCAGCUGUGUUCAAGGCCUCUAGGUGCGCUCGGUGUUACGGGCCCCGCCUCUCUGAACAAGGUCCGUUUCCCCGAGAAGAAGCACGCUCUGUUCGGCAUGUGCGGCCCCCAGGCAAUCCAUGUGGCGCAGACUCGCAGCCAAGAUGUCGGCUGCCCAGAAGAGAAGCACCUCGCGGUUCGCGCGGCGAUCCCGGAUCUCCUUCAGGAGGGCAGAAGUCGGCGCCCGGCAAAAACGUCAGAUCUAAUUCCGAUAGUUGGCCUGAUUCCCGAAAUCGCUUGCCUGACAGCCAACCCACCUCGGCCUCCGAGCGGGACACAGGUAGUCCUCCUCUCUACGGCUGCCUUUGUCCCCGGUCCAAGAGGCUGGGGCGGGCAUCGGGACGUGCCCAUUUCUACGCGAGUGAAUGGCGCGGGGGUCGACGCGUUUUCCGGGCGUCUAUUGAGCCGGUUGGAGCGCUCGGUAACAAGUCGUCAGCAACCCCGCGGAAGGGAAUCCGCGUCUGUGGAAUGGAACUAAGGCUAAACACUCCACAUUGCCCACCUCCUGGAUGUGCGCUACUCCUUGGAGUCUUGCUGCUGGCGGCAAGUCUUCUCGCGGUCCUAUUUCCAUCCGAUCAGGUGUCGAGGCACAUCGGGAAAUUCUCCUUUCUGAAUGCCAUUUCCGCGACUGAGCUGCCGCAGUGCCUGAAGCUUGCUUUCAGCACGAGUCUCGGCCCUCAUCCUGCCUGGCGUGCCGUUGCCAGCGCUGUCUUCCCACUUUGUGGGUUGGCUGCAGGUGUCGCCGUGGUGUUCUUUCUGUUUAGAAGACCGUACAUCGUAGAACAGUCGCUUGAAAUCGUCGCUAACUUCGGGGUGCAACUGCAGCAGAAAACCCGCUGGGGCGGCAUCAAACGCCAGUUCAUCGAUGCGUCCCAAGUCUCUGAUGUCAUUAUCAACGAGGGAUUCAGGGCAUGUGACGUUGUAUUCUAUGUCGCUCUGCUUGUCAAGGAUCAACCAAGUAUGGUGGUACCAUUCCAACAUUUCCCACUGCCGCUGGAGGAAAAUCUGGUCAUUUAUGAAACCCUGCAUCAUCUUUUGCAUAUCUCUAGCGGAGUUCGCCGUGCAUAAGAUCCGGACACUGACCCAUCGAAACUGUUUAGUUCACAGUCACGGGUGUCACGCCACCUCUUCUUUGAGGCGAAUGCGUGGAGACGCGUGUAUGAUUCGAUGGACUUGUGAAAAUUUCUUUUCUUCACUUUGUUUUUCGCCCCGUACAACGCUGCGAAGCUUCCGUAGAUCUCAACGGUAGUAGGAGACUACAACCGCUGCAAGGUAGCAUACAGAAAAACAAAUGUAACAGGAUCCCAUGGCCGACUUGAGGACACGCCGCUUCCACCACGUUGGGAACGAAAGACUUUUCUUACU
Messenger RNA from Toxoplasma gondii ME49, 4325 nucleotides. RefSeq lists its product as hypothetical. Bases 2703 to 4028 code for a protein of 441 amino acids. The record is from RefSeq and is a predicted model, not a curated record. Gene Ontology annotation, cellular component: glycosylphosphatidylinositol-N-acetylglucosaminyltransferase (GPI-GnT) complex. The transcript is spliced from 5 exons. NCBI's taxonomy places the organism in Eukaryota, Apicomplexa, Conoidasida, Eucoccidiorida, Sarcocystidae. Gene Ontology annotation, biological process: GPI anchor biosynthetic process.